Messenger RNA from Besnoitia besnoiti, 4437 nucleotides. RefSeq lists its product as uncharacterized. Lineage: Eukaryota; Apicomplexa; Conoidasida; Eucoccidiorida; Sarcocystidae. Gene Ontology annotation, cellular component: nuclear membrane; cytoplasm. The transcript has 2 exons. The record is from RefSeq and is a predicted model, not a curated record. Gene Ontology annotation, biological process: protein import into nucleus. Bases 1 to 4437 code for a protein of 1478 amino acids.
AUGGCAGAGGAAGAGGAUAGCGCGUGCGGUCAGGGGGCCGCGUCGCCUGCGCCGCUGCCGGUGUUGAACGAAGAAGCGCUGGCGCUUCUUCAGCGUCGGCUGGAGCAGGAGCUCCACGUUUUGUUCUUCGACCCUCACCCGGAAGCGAAGACCGCGGCGAACACGUGGCUGUUGCAGUUCCAGGAGAGCCCCGAGGCGUGGGGAGUGGCGCGGCACAUCCUCGCGCAGCACCUGCUGCCCUCGACGAGCGGGUCCUCGAGCGCGAACGAGCAGCUGGUCAUGGUCGCUGCGCAGACGCUCGCGUGGAAGGUGGUGCACCAGCCGCAGCACCUCCGCCUGGAAGAAAAGAAGCAACUCGCCUGCGGCCUGCUCCAGCUGGUCGCCUCCCUGCAGCAGCAGGCGGCCUGCGAGUCACCCUCGGACCUGCAGCUCUCCGCGGCGGCGCUCUCUCGCCUCUCAGAGUGCAUCGCGAACUGCAUCAUUCAAACUGCCGCAGCCGCUUCUGUGUGGCCCUCGGCGCUCUCUGACGUGCUGCAGUUUGCGCGGCUCUCCGCGCGCGGCGCCGCGGAUGCCUCGGCUGCGCAGCCGCCCUGCCUCUUCUCGCUCACCUGCUACACUGCGGUCUGCGUCCUCGGCGCCCUCCCCGGCGUGCUGAAGGGCCUGGAUGCGCCCUCGCGCGGCGUGCGGCGGAUCGUCGAGACCCCGCAGGCGCUCAGCUGCGAGAAGCAGUGGAAGGCAGUCAUUGGCCUCGUCGCGGACGUCCUCUUGGCGGCUGCACAGACUGCCUCCUCCUCGUCCUCGGUUCCCUCUCCCUCGCAAGCUUCGCCGCCCUUCCCUCUGCCGCCCUGCUGCGUGGCGGGGCCGCAUGGCGCCUGUGCGCGGUACCGCGCGCGAGCUGUCGAGGGCGUCUUGCACCUCCUUGUGGCGUGGAUAGGGCUGUGGGACGUGCCCUUCCUUCAGCACGACGGUCUAUGCCGCGCGCUCGCGUCCGUCACGCCUCUGCUGGCUAACGAGUCUGCGCUGACCGACUGCCUCGUCGCGGCGCUGCCCAAGCUCUCGACGUACAUGCAGCUUUGGAGCCUCUCUGGGCCGCCUCAGAGUCAGCAACAGGCUCCACGCAGCUCGAGCUGCAGCAGCCGCAGUCGCGUCCUCUGCGACGGUCCCGGGGGCAGGGAAGACACGCCGUCGCCCAUGGGGGGCGGGGCUGCGGCCAGCGGAGCCGGAGACGCCGCCCAGCAGCAGCUGCUUCGCGCCUGGGGCGAGGGCAGCCUUCCGUCCGCCGGCGGCGAAGGCGAGCUGUGUGUCGCCGUCGUCACGCAGCUCGUUGAGUUUUCCAAGCUCCUCAAGGCGAAGGAGAACGGCGCUGCAGGCGCUGCAGCGCGGCCUGACGAAGACGAGGGCGAAGAAUCCGCGCUGCUGCUCCGUUGGGGCGCCGUGCUGCAGACGCUGGUGGAGGGCUAUCCGGGCCUGCUGCUGGAGGACUUUGGAGCCGCGGUCGUGGUGGAGGCGGUGGCGGGAGGGGACUACUCCAGAGGCGGCGGCGGGGGCGGGCAGUCCGUGUGCGGGGAGCUCCUGGUGCAGCUGUGGCGCCGGCAGCCGCAGACGUGGCUCUCCGCGAGCAACGUCUGGGGCGUCAUCAAGGAGCUUCGGAGAGACCAGCUGCUUCCGCUGCCUGUGCUGCGCCUUCUUCUGCAGCGACUCGCUCCGCCUUGCAUCACCAGCAUGCUGCAGCACUGCCGGAGGGACAGUCGCGCCUGGGCGACGCUUCCGGGCGAGCCGCUGUCGGCGGAAACCAUCGAAGAGCGCCGUCUGUUCAUCGAGACGGCCGGGGACGCGGUGUGCGACGUGUUUUUCCUGUACGACGCGUGUGGAGUCGAAGAAGGCCGCGAGUUCCUCCAGUCGCUCUCGCAGAGCAUGCAAACCGCCCUCCAACGGCGGGACGCCGCAGGCGCCGAGGUCCUCCUCCUCCUCAGCGACGCCCUCGUCGAGGGCCUGAACGGCAUCCCGCUUCCUUUGGCCCCGCUUUUUCUCUGUCUCCCCGUGCUUCCUGACGACGACCCCUGCUGCGCGGCCGCCGCAGCGAAAAUUCUGAAGAAGGCGGCCAUCCACUUCACCGAAGAAGACCCCGAGUACGAAGGCCUGAAUGUGCCGCCUACCGCCACGUGCACGGCUGCGCUCCUCACGCAGAUAUGGACUGUCGCCCUGCAGACGCUUCUGCGGCUUCUGCCCUUGGACCCGCCCCUCGUCGCGGAUAGCAUCCUCCAGCUCACCACGUGGGGCGGGCACCAUCUCGGCGGGUGCGGCGGGGCAGAGACCCCCGACCGGGCCGCUAACCCGCCGGCGGGCCUCCCCGGGGGCCACGGGGCGGGUCGGGGAGGCGUCGACGGCGGCGAGGCCGCCGCGGGCGCGGCGGCGCGCGGCGGGGCAGGGGGAAGAGCCGGUGCUUCCGAGGGGGGUCCAGCCGCUCUUCAAGAACUCGAAUUGUUUUGCAAAUUUGUCGAGGAGACUGGCCCUCGGCACAGCGUGCAAGUGGAUGGGACGCUCCACGCGGCGGCUGUGAAGCUCGUCCUUACCUUCCCGCGGCAGGACAUUCCUCGACUGUUCAAUAGCAGCAUGCGCGGAGCGCGGCAGCUGCUUCAGCGCUGCUGCGCGGGGCUUGAAGCAGCGACCGCCGCGGGCGAUGCCGCGACCGCGGCGCGCGCCAUGGCGGCGUGGCGAGAGGAUGCCAGUCGGGCCCUGCAGAAGCUCGAGCUCUGUUGUUCGGCGCUCUGCGGCGGCCGCGUCUGCACGUCUAGGAAUGGCUCCGCAUCUGGAGUAGGCGGCGGCGGUUUCGCGGGGGGAGGGGCGUGCGCGGGAGAAGACGACGGCCAAGUGGCUUGCGCGGCUCUCGAGUGUUUUCUGAUGGAGGAUGACCUCUGGAUGCUCUGGCUGCAGGUCAUUCGAGGCGCGCUUCUCCUCCAGCCGUCGUCCUGGCCUGCGUCGAUGGGCUUAUCCUCUGCAGGCCUUCCUGCGACAUUAUUCUCGCCCCUGAAUCUUCCGGUUAAUUCUGUCACUCGCCAACGCGUCCACCUGUGUACGUUGAUCGUCGACCUGAAAGGCAAGGAGCCUCUGGAGCCGCCGCAAAGCAACGAGGCAGUUCUGGCGGUGCUCGCGCUGCGGUGCAUGCGCCUCCUCCUCAGAGGCCUGGCCUCCAGCUUGGUGGCGGCAGGUCGUGUGUGGCCUGCUGUGGCAGAGCUCGUGGGGAGUGAACUCGUCUCGAGCGCAGCCACGCUGACCAGCAGAGUGACGGAUUUCGCGCGGCCAGGCUCUGCCUGCGCCGCAGACGCUGCUGCCAACGCAGCUCGCCCCAGCUGGUUGUGUGCCCAAGCCGCACUACAGGCCUGUGGAGUCGUCGUGCUGGGCGAUCUUCUCCGCCUUGCGAAGGAAGGGAGCCCGGGGGAAGGCCGCGGGGGCGCUCCGAGCGCCAAGGCAGGCGGGGGGGGGUCUCAGGAGCGGCCAGACUUGCUCCAGGCCGUGAAGAGCUGGGCGGCGCAGCGGCUGCGGGCGAUCACGGCGCUGUUUUUCGACCUCGGCCGCCUCCUCACCUCUCAGCAAGGCUUAUUCGAUCUGUAUGCCCCGUUUCUCGACUUUCUGCUCGCCUACGCGGCAGCCGCUCCAGGGGUCCAGGCGCUCACGGGCAGCGCGAGCAAGGGUGCCUUGGGCUGCGUAGGCAUCCGCGAGUUUCGAAGGGGCACGGGGGGGGGCAGCCAAGGCGGCGGCGAGCCAGCAGACGCGGGCGCCGGCUCCGAGUUGCAGACGCGAACGGGAGAGCUUCUGGGCCCGAACGACCUGUUUUGUCAAGUCGACGUGUUCGAGACUACCCUCCAACUCUGCGUGGAGGCUGUGCGCCAGAGUCACGAUGCCGAUGUGGCGCGACAAGCGAUUCUGUAUUGCCAUGCAUGCAGCACGUGCGGCGCGGCGCAAGUCGAUCGGAUCGUCGCCAAGCACCUGCCAGGCAUUGUCGCGGCGACGCUGGAAAACCUCCACUGCUGGGGCCUCGAAAACCUCUCUGUGCUCUGGAAGGCCUUCGCUCUCUGGACUGAGCGAUACGACCAGGUCUUCCUCGCCACUGUCUCGGAGUGGCUCACAUCCGACGCAAGCGCCGCAUGUGCUGCGGGAGCCGCGCCUGGGCGCACUCCUGCCCCCACGCCGUCUCGCUUGCGCGACAUGGAGUUUGCCCAGAAGGAGAUUGUUUUUUGUUGCUUCCGGAGUUUCCGCGGAGCUCGUAUGCGCCAGCUACUUCAGGAUCUGUGCCUGAUCGCUAGCGGAAGUAUCGUGCCGAGCGACGCGUUGGUGGCGUACGAAUACGCCCUUCAAAGUGACCAAUACAAGUCGAGACGAUCUGGCUCCGGUGUCGCGCAGAACCAAAACCCUGCGUGUUUAGUAGAGAUUUCAUGA